Messenger RNA from Eruca vesicaria subsp. sativa (arugula), 1786 nucleotides. The record is from the annotation of a GenBank genome assembly. Lineage: Eukaryota; Viridiplantae; Streptophyta; Magnoliopsida; Brassicales; Brassicaceae.
CAGACGUGUAGUGAGAUAUUUCGUCAGAGCUUCUUCAUCAUCAAUGGCGCUAAGACCUAUGGAAGAUGCUAUCUUCUUCAUCCUCUCUCUACUUCUUCUGUUUCCGUCUCCCUCCGUCUCAGAUUCAGCUACUGAUCAGUUUUGUAGUGCAGAGAGAGGGUAUGGUGUGGAAUCUUGUGGGCCUUCAUCGUCUUCUUCGUCGACGAGGAUUUUGAUCAAAGGAGGUACAGUUGUGAAUGCACAUCAUCAACAACUUGCUGAUGUAUAUGUGGAAGAUGGUAUUAUUGUCGCCGUGCAGCCAAACAUUAAGGUUGGGGACGAAGUUACUGUACUCGAUGCUACUGGAAAGUUUGUCAUGCCAGGAGGAAUUGACCCCCACACGCACCUCGCCAUGGAGUUUAUGGGUACAGAGACUAUUGAUGAUUUCUUCAGUGGUCAAGCAGCAGCAUUAGCUGGUGGAACAACUAUGCAUAUAGACUUUGUUAUACCGGUCAAUGGAAAUCUGGUGGCUGGUUAUGAAGCCUAUGAAAACAAAUCCAAAAACUCCUGCAUGGAUUACGGUUUUCAUAUGGCUAUCACAAAGUGGGAUGAUGAUGUUUCCAAGGACAUGGAGAUAAUGGUCAAGGAAAAGGGUAUCAACUCUUUCAAAUUCUUCCUAGCGUAUAAAGGAUCACUUAUGGUCACUGAUGACCUCCUCCUCGAAGGUCUUAAAAGAUGUAAAUCCCUCGGUGCCUUGGCCAUGGUUCAUGCUGAAAAUGGAGAUGCAGUGUUCGAAGGACAGAAGAGAAUGAUUGAAUUGGGAAUUACUGGUCCAGAGGGUCAUGCUCUUUCAAGGCCUCCUGUGCUUGAGGGAGAAGCCACUUCGCGAGCAAUUCGUUUAGCUCGUUUUGUUAACACGCCUCUCUAUGUUGUUCAUGUGAUGAGUGUUGACGCAAUGGAUGAGAUUGCUAAAGCUCGAAAAGCAGGGCAGAAGGUUAUUGGAGAGCCUGUUGUGUCUGGAUUAAUCCUGGAUGAUCAUUGGCUUUGGGAUCCUGACUUCACAAUUGCUUCCAAGUAUGUCAUGAGUCCACCAAUUAGACCAGUAGGCCAUGGGAAAGCCCUACAAAAUGCCCUUUCAACAGGAAUCCUUCAGCUUGUAGGAACUGAUCACUGCACAUUCAAUUCUACACAAAAAGCUUUGGGACUUGAUGAUUUCCGCAAAAUACCUAAUGGUGUUAAUGGUCUUGAAGAACGGAUGCACCUGAUAUGGGACACGAUGGUGGGGUCUGGCCAAAUCUCUGCUACUGAUUUUGUUAGAAUAACCAGCACAGAGUGUGCUAAGAUUUUCAACAUCUUUCCACGGAAAGGAGCAAUCCUUCCUGGCUCGGAUGCAGACAUUAUCAUACUGAACCCAAACUCAAGUUACGAGAUUAGCUCAAAGUCUCAUCACUCAAGAUCCGACACUAAUGUCUACGAGGGCAGAAGAGGACAGGGAAAAGUUGAAGUGACAAUAGCGGGAGGACGAAUAGUAUGGGAAAACGAUGAGCUUAAAGUAGUUCCAGGAAGUGGCAAAUAUAUAGAGAUGCCUCCUUUCAGCUACCUUUUCGAUGGGAUCGAGAAAUCUGAUGCUAACUAUCUAUCUUCUCUUCGAGCUCCAGUUAAGCGUGUCAGGCCUGAAUCUACAUAAAUCGCAAGUAUCAUCAUCUGCAUAUUCAUCAUUUGAUUCUAUACAAACAUUUUGUACAUAACUUUCUUUCUUAACAACAAGAUCUUAAAAACUAUUUAUGAAUAAAAGCUGUUCUCUGUU